This is a messenger RNA of Eruca vesicaria subsp. sativa (arugula), 2035 nucleotides long. The record is from the annotation of a GenBank genome assembly. NCBI's taxonomy places the organism in Eukaryota, Viridiplantae, Streptophyta, Magnoliopsida, Brassicales, Brassicaceae.
CUUUUUCCGGCGACGAAAGUUCCUACCAUUGAACAAGCACGUAUGGGAUCCACAGAGAGAUCUGCGAAUCCAAUCGUCGUCGUCGAGGGAUUAGGGUUUCACAUCCUCCUUUAAUCUCAUCGAAUCACCCUACCUUCUCUCAUUUCCAGAUUUUUUCGAUUCAAUUCUCCCGCGCUUGUGUGUGUAUGUAUUCGAUUGAGCUGGAUCCUCUCUAAUUUAUGUUGGAUUUUGAUUAUAUCAUUGAUUCUCUCACGUACCCUUGAUUCGGUGGAUGGUUCUCUGUAUGAAAGUAUCAGACUUUCCUUGAAUUGUGUAACUUUGUUUGAGUUGACUUUUGAUUGAAUUUUUGGUUUGGAAAAAAGAUUCGAUUUUUGAUGGAUUUGGAGAGUGAAAGCUCUGCACUUGAGUCUGUUGGUGAUAAUGGUUUGAUCCAACAAAGUUCCAUCAACACUUUUGAUGAUGAUAAUAAUAACGGUAAGAGUUUGGAUCAUGGAUCCUUCUCUGACGACAGUGUGAAACUUGUUAAGACUAGAAGUGGUGAUAAUGAAGCAUCUGCUGAGGUUGUUAAAGCGUUGAAUUUUGGUUCUUCUUCUCCGGUUUCUAAAGGACGUGGUUUGAGGAAAUGGAGGAGGAUCAGGAGAGACCUUGUUAAGGACACGUCUGGUAAUAUGGAGAAUAGUAAAGUUCUGAAGAGGGGCUUGUCAGGUUCUGCUGCUGCUGCUGCUCAUUCACAUGGUAAUAAACAGAUGGUGUUUCAGUCAUUGGAUAUUGAGCAAGAGAGUCAGGGAUCUGUUGGGUCUGUGAAUAUGUUGAAAAGUAUUGGCGGAGUUGAUGGUUUUGAUGAUGCUAGGUUUGUGGCUGGGCUUGGUUUUUCAGCUGGUGUUGGUGGUUUAGGAAAGGAUGAUGAUCGGAGUAGUAAGUCCUCUACGCCAGUGAUUGUUAGCUCAGGUGGUCAGAGAGGGAAAGGGAGGGUAGAGAAUAGUAAGAAGCAUAGAGGAGAAAGUGUUGAGAAGGAGAAUUCUCAAUCUAGCUUGGAAUCUGAUUCAAGAAAGCCGAGUGGAAGCCUAAUGAUGAACUUUAAUGAAAGGAUUGGUGAUGAAGCUGAUUUGAAUGGAGAAACUUCAAAGAGAAAUGAUGAUGCAGAAGAAGAAGGAGAAGAGUCAGUAAAUAAUAACAAUGGUUUCUCAGAGGAGCUGGAUCCGUUAACAGAGGCCAUUGAUGGUUUCAUCACCCUGCAAGAAGCUCUUGAAAAAGAGCUUCAGCAAUACGGGGAGAUUGGGAAGGAACCGAUGCCACAACAUCAUGAAGGAGCCAGUGAGGUAAGCUCACCUCGCUCAGAGAUUGUAACCCUGGUGAACGCUGUAGAACAGCUAGAGACCAAGCUUGAAGAGACAAGGUCCAUGCUUGAGGUGAAAGAAUCACACAUUCGUGAGCUUGAAUCCACCACGGACCAAAACAAACGCUCGUGGGGAGAAUCAGGAAACGUUUCAGAGACGGUAGUUGAAGAUAUCUUCCGGCAAAGGAUUGAAGCUGAGAUUGAAUAUCUGAUAUAUUCAAGAUCCAUUGAUAACUUGAAUCAUCAGAUGAAGCUGGUUGAAACACAAGAGGAAUUGGCAGAGGAGAAAGCUAAUGAGACGCUGAACAAGCUGGACAAAGUUCAAAUGAAGGCUGCUGAUUUAACAAACAGAGCUCAAGACCUGCAAAACGAGUGCAUAGAAACCACAGGAAGCAUCAAGAAGAGAGCAUGUAAGAUCACUUCAUGCUUUCUUAUACAGUUAGUGUUGUUGCUAACCGUAGCUUUGGUUUUCAUGUCUCAAUUGGUGCCGGAGUCAUCUGAUAUCGUUGUUGUACCCACCUGACCUUUUUGUUUUUGUAGCAAGCUGAGUUCAUUACUUUUUUUUUGGCUUUUCGCAUUUCUUGUUAGCAUUUCAGCUAUAGAGUUUUGGCAUCGGGUUAUAGAAUUAAAAGACAUGCUACUUUACACUUUGUUGGAAUAAAAUUCUGCAACUAAAAUGGAGAAUGGUUGAUCUUGCGU